CCUCGGUCUCUGUCCUUAGGUCCGUUACAUUCCCCCGAGUCCGAGAUUUCCCCUGAAACUGAUAUCAAUUCUUUCUCCUUCUGUAGUUCUAAUUCAGAGGGGAGAUGUACAAAUCGAAGAUUCAAGAGCUUUGCCAUCGGAAUUCGUGGAGUUUACCGGCGUACUCCACCGCCAAAGUCGGUCCUGAUCACAAUCCUCGCUUCUCCGCUACCGUCACCGUCAAUGGCGUUCCCUUUCAGACUGUUGAUCGGAGCCAAACAGCGAAAGAGGCUGAGAACAAAGCUGCAAAGAUCGCUUUCGACCAUUUCUCUACCCCGAACCGGCCAACUCACAUUCCUCGAAGUCACAUUUUUCAUGAUCUUGCAGGUUUCCAAGCUUCAAUCACAACUUACAAUAUUAAUCCAUUGUCCGGAGGAGGUACUUCAAAGCCAACCACAACAAAUUUAACACUGAAUACACUGGUGAAUGAAACUCCAGAGGUGGAGAAAUUUAUAGAUGUGCAGCAUUCAUACAAAAGUAAGCUACAAAAUUAUGCGCAGAGAAGAAAACUCACACCACCUGUGUAUUCAUCUGAACGUGAAGGUCCUCUUCAUGCUAGUCGUUUCAAGUCCAAGGUUAUGAUUGAUGGGAAAAGCUAUGGGAGUCUUGAAUUAUUCCCUAUGAAAAAAGACGCAGAACAGGCAGCUGCAAAAGUUGCUUUGGAGUCAUUGGACCUCGAAAUGGUUCAGGAGGAUGAUUCUGGUCUCUACAAGAACCUCAUACAACAAUUGGCUCAUAAAAGUUCUCAUGCUCCAAAAUAUAAGACUACUGUUUCUGGUCCACCUCAAAAGCCAAUUUUCAUCUCGACUGUGGAAAUAGGAGGAAAGUCUUUUCAAGGACAAGCAUCAAAGAGGAAGAGGCAGGCAGAGGACAAUGCAGCAAAGCUUGCUUAUUCAAGCUUUCGAGAAUGCUAUCAAAGUGAUCAGGCAAGGCAAAUUCGGGGCUCCCCACACCUUGAAGGAAAUUACACAUUGCUUGUCUAUGUGCCAGUUCACAUACCAUCUACAGCCACAAAGGAGCUGGCCCAGCUUCUGAAAAAAGUCUCAUCUCAUGUACCUGGUUUAAAAGCCAUUGGUGAUGAUAUCCCACUCAACAUACUUCAUGAUGGUGAUCUCAAGGUCGAACAAGUUACUUUGGGGAGAGAAUUUCAUAUAAGUUUGGGGAGAACUGUUCACAUUUCACUGCAACAAAUUGAUUCAGUGGUGUCAAACCUUCGAAAGAAGCUUCAGUUUCAGCGUCAGAUGUAUUGGAUUGACUUCAGUAAGUUGGAGGUUUUUGUUAAUGAUCAUCGCAAACGCUCCUUUCUUUCAAUCGAAGUUACAACACGAGGGUUAGCUGAGAUAACCGAGCAGAUAGCAGCUGUUGAUGAAGUUUAUAAGCUUCACAAUCUACCUGAAUAUUAUAAGGAUCCCCACCCACAUGUAUCGAUAGCUUGGGCAUCGGGCAAUGUCAGAGAUUUACUGAAGGAAGCCAUUGCAGAAGAGACGAAGAAAUACUCUUCAUUUGGGGGAUAUGUGCAGAAGCCUAUAUUUACCUGCAGGCAGAGCAGGGCUGAUGUCAAAACUCUGGGAAGGAGAAGGAGCUGCACUUGGAGGUGGCGCCGCUGGGUUGACGGUGAUGGCCAACUUCUGGCCGCCAACAGCGCAGUGCUGGCCGAUGCCGCAAAGGUACCUCUUCCGGCCGGGAGUUGCUAGCACGAUGGUGUUGUUGCCGGAUGUCAGAGCUUCUUUCAGUGGCGGCUUGGUGCAGUUCUGAAAGGCUGUUCCGUUCACCUUGAAAACGUUGUGAGCUCCGGCGGGAUAUUGAAAGACUGCAUGAUUUGGUCAGAAACCAAGGUAAAGAAAACAUGUUUCGAACCGAACACAAAAAACUGAAAACACGACAAUGAAAUCAAAUGUAGGCGACCCCUGAAACUCACUGAGCUUAUCUCCAACCCGGGAAUCUUUGCCUUGAGCCCAGGUUUGAUAAUUGAAAUUUAUCGCCCAACCCGUCUCGUCUCCUACAAUGAAAUCCUUACCGGAGACAAACGCCGGAAAAAAUGAGAGCAAUAGUGAUGAAAACAGGCGUGGCAGCCAU
Molecule: messenger RNA, 2115 nt
Organism: Diospyros lotus (date-plum)
Lineage: Eukaryota; Viridiplantae; Streptophyta; Magnoliopsida; Ericales; Ebenaceae
Product: double-stranded RNA-binding protein 1-like
Exons: 10
Coding region: 105-1733 (542 amino acids)
Biological process (GO): U6 snRNA 3'-end processing
Cellular component (GO): nucleus
Molecular function (GO): 3'-5'-RNA exonuclease activity
Source: RefSeq, a predicted model, not a curated record